GCGACCUAACGAGCUCCGUAGCUGUUGACUACCGCCGCAACACAAGUCUUUUGAGGAUUUUCUGAUGGGAGUACCGUCGUUCUACAGAUGGUUAAUUGAGAGGUACCCAUUGAUUCUGCAAGAUGUCAUCGAAGAAGAACCUCUCGACGUCAAGGUUCCGGUCGAUACUAUCAAACCUAAUCCUAGCUGCGUCGAGUAUGACAAUCUGUACCUCGACAUGAAAAUAAUCAUUCAUCCUUGUUUCCAUCCUGAAGACAGAGGUUCUCCAACAACGUUUUCAGAGGUGUUUCAAUGCAUGUUUUAUUACAUAGACAGACUUUUCGUCAUGGUUCGACCUCAGAAGCUGUUAUUUUUGGCUAUUGAUGGUGUUGCUCCAAGGGCUAAGAUGAAUCAACAAAGAUCCAGAAGGUUUCGAGCAGCAAAAGAUGCAGCAGAGGCCGCUUCUGAAAAAGAGCGACUGCGUCAAGAGUUUGAGAGUGAAGGGAGGAGGUUACCUCCUAAACUGGACUCUCAAGUUUUUGACUCUAAUGUUAUGACUCCUGGAACGGAGUUCAUGUCUACUCUUUCAUUUGCGUUGCAAUACUACAUUCACGUUAGACUUAACUCUGACCCUGGUUGGAAAAAUAUUAAGGUUAUCCCCUCAGAUGCUAAUGUUCCCGGUGAGGGGGAACACAAGAUCAUGUCUUACAUACGUCUUCAAAAGAACCAUCCUGGUUACAACCCCAACACUUGUCAUUUUCUGUAUGGUUUGGACGCCGACUUGAUUAUGCUGGCUUUGGCCACACACGAAGUUCAUAUUUCUAUCCUUCGUGAGGUUGUUUUCACUCCUGCACAACAAGACAAAUGCUUCUUGUGCGGUCAGCGGCACUGGGCAGCAGAUUGUGAGGGCAAGGUAUAGAGCAAGACAGGAGACUUGUCUGAUAAAGCUGAGACAGAUGUUGUGGCUAAGAAGCCAUACCAGUUCGUCAAUAUCUGGACGCUUCGAGAGUAUUUGGAGCACGACAUGCAGAUACCUAACUCGCAAUUGCAAAAAAAUUUGGACCGCAUAAUUGAUGACUUCAUCUUCAUCUGUUUUUUUGUUGGCAAUGAUUUCCUGCCACAUAUGCCUACACUGGAGAUACAGGAAGGUGCUAUAUAAUUACUUAUGUCCGUGUACAAGAAGGAAUUUGGAUCAAGUACAAGUUACUCAAGUAAUGGAAGCAAGCUGAAUUUAAAAAAUAUGGAGCAUUUUAUCCAGGCCGUUGGGCUCUGAAAUAAUAUAUUUCAAAGAAGAGCACAAAACCAUCAGAGGCAAUCGGAAAGGUUUAGUCGUGACCGAGCUCAAUCGAGCAGAAAUCGUAACUAUGACCCGGUUGUGCAACUAGAUUCUCUAGUUGAAGUGUCCGAUUCAUUGCGUCCGUCAUUUGACAAUAACACUAGUGUGGCGAAUGUGGAAACAUAGUAUAACAUCCAAGAAGAAAUAGAUAACAGAGAACAAUUGAAGUUUAAGCUUAAGAAACUGUUGCGGGAAAAAUCAGAUGGGUUCAGUUCAGGAAAAGGCGAAGAAGAUAAGGUGAGGCUAGGUGUACAAGGAUGGAGGGAGAGAUACUACGAGGAGAAAUUCAUAGCUAAGACUAUAGAGGAAAUGGAACAAAUAUGCAGAGAUGUUGUUUUGAAGUAUACAGAAGGUCUUUGUUGGAUAAUGCAUUACUAUUAUCAUGGUGUUUGUUCAUGGAAUUGGUCAGUUUAUCCUUAUCAUUAUGCACCUUUCGCAUCUGAUCUCAAGUUCCUUGAUAAGCUAGAUAUUAAGUUCGAACUAGGUUCCACAUUUAAACAAUUCAAUCAGCUUCUUGCAGUUCUUCCAUCUGCAAGUGCACAUGCUCUCCCAGAAUGUUUUAGGAAACUGAUGACAGAUCCAAGUUCACCCAUAGCUGAGUUAUAUCCUCCCGAUUUUGAGAUUGACAUGAAUGGAAAGCGCUAUUCUUGGCAGGGUAUAGCAAAACUGCCUUUUAUAGAAGAACAGCGUCUUCUGGAUGCAGCCGCAAAAUUGGAGCACUCACUGACGAACGAAGAAGUUCGAAGAAACAAUGUUUUGUCUGACAUGCUCUUUGUGGUUUUAUCUUAUCCGCUUGCUGAGCUCAUCCGUUCUCUUAGUAGCCGCACUAUUAAAUUGAGCAACAAAGAACGAGCAACAGUUAAAGAAAAAAUUGACCAUGGACUAAGUGAAGGGAUGAAUGGUUACUUGGCGUUAUGUGGUGGAGAUCGUCAGCAUUCAUGCUUCAGCUCCCCCAUCGAGGGGAUGGAAGAUGUAUUAGCCAAUCAAGUGAUUUGUGCCAUAUACAAACUUCCAGAUGAUCUUAGAGGAAGCGACAUUGCUCGUCCACCUCCAGGAGUGGUGUUGCCUAAAAAGACUGUACAACUAGCGGAUUUGAAAGGUGGAGCUAAUCAAUGGCAUGAAGAUGGUGAUCGAAGACGAGCUCCUGCAAAGAUUAUAAAAAUAAGAGGUGAAGAUUAUGAAUCUUUUGUGGGAUCCAAAGUUUUGGAAGACCUUUUUGUGUUAAAAUCUGUUUUCUCACUGUUUGAGUAUCCAUUUCGGGGGAUAGGCUUGGGAAAGCAGCGCACAGAUCCGAAUACUAUAUUCCACAACAAUCAGGUGUCGAGAAAAGUCCCAUCACUCCGAGGGAGUGCGGUACAGAGGAAACACCCUCAGAGUGAAUUAGCGUUGAAGAAAAACAGAAGCCAUCAAAGUGAACUCACCGAGGAGGAGAAGACAUCAAUCAGAAAGCGCAAGGAAAAGGAGAAAAGAGGGAGAAAUAUGGCUAACAGAAGGGACAGAGCGAAGAAUGAGCAGCAAGCAAACAAAGGAGAAAGCAAUCUGGAAAACAAAAGGCCUCGAAGUGAAGUCAAUGAGGAGAACAGACUGGAACACAAAAGUCCUCGAUUCACUGAGGAGCGAAACAUAAACACUGAGGGUAAGGAACAAAACACAUGCGCUCAAAGCGAACUCACUGAGAAGAAUGCACGAAAGCGUAAGGAGAAGGAGGAGAAAAAGAGAAAUUUAGCUCAUAGAAGAAACAGAUCCAAAAUAUGAGCAAGUAAACGAAGGACUGUUAGAACCAAACAUUUUGAUACUCAAUUAAUGUUUUAGCGAUCGUUCCAUGCAUCUUUAGUUUCACAAGCUACCUUCCAUCCAUUGUACUUGUUGGUUUGUUUGUUGUGCUUUCAGUUGGUGUUAGUGUCAAACUAAUUUGUUGAGAUAAUCUGGAAUCAUAUAUGGUAA
Brassica oleracea var. oleracea is the source of this 3259-nucleotide messenger RNA. Its product is annotated as 5'-3' exoribonuclease 2. NCBI's taxonomy places the organism in Eukaryota, Viridiplantae, Streptophyta, Magnoliopsida, Brassicales, Brassicaceae. The record is from RefSeq and is a predicted model, not a curated record. Gene Ontology annotation, molecular function: 5'-3' RNA exonuclease activity; RNA binding; zinc ion binding. Gene Ontology annotation, cellular component: nucleus. Gene Ontology annotation, biological process: nuclear-transcribed mRNA catabolic process.